Messenger RNA from Ctenocephalides felis (cat flea), 1271 nucleotides. Its product is annotated as protein Wnt-4-like. Gene Ontology annotation, biological process: cell fate commitment; multicellular organism development; canonical Wnt signaling pathway. NCBI's taxonomy places the organism in Eukaryota, Metazoa, Arthropoda, Insecta, Siphonaptera, Pulicidae. Gene Ontology annotation, molecular function: frizzled binding; cytokine activity. The record is from RefSeq and is a predicted model, not a curated record. Gene Ontology annotation, cellular component: extracellular region. The coding region runs from base 21 to 1262 and encodes 413 amino acids. The transcript is spliced from 7 exons.
GAUGCAGUUGAAAUUUAUUUAUGUCUAUUUAUUUUUGGAUUAUGCUCGCUCUAUACGAUGGCGUAGGUUUGAAACACUUCUCCUCCGAAUCUUUCGACGAGGGUUCGGCGUGCAGGCAGGCUUUGGGCAUGUCGCCGCGUCAGACUGCUCUAUGUCUAGCUGCCCUGGACACAAUGCCCCAUGUCGCCAGAGCAGCUCAGUUGACACUGGAAGCCUGCUCCACACUUUUGGAGGACAGGAGAUGGAAUUGCUCCAGUGCUUUUAACGCUCCUGUUUUAGGACCUGAUCUUGCCAGAGGUACAAGGGAGCAGGCAUUCAUGUACGCCCUAGGUUCAGCAGCAGUUACAUUAGCCAUAGCUCGUGCCUGCGCCGCAGGAGAGCUUUUCCACUGCUCCUGUGCACCACCUCCAGGUGAACCACCAGGUGGUAAUUUUAAAUGGGGCGGUUGUUCUGACAAUGUUCGUUGGGGAUCUUUGUUUGCCAAAAGAUUUUUAGAUGCCACGGAAAGAACUCAUGUUACUGCAAGUGUUCUUCAUGAAAGAAGAAGACGUCGGAGGAGGAGGCAGAGGAAGUUGAAAGAUGGUAAAUCUACGCCGUUUAAAGACAAAUUUGGCAAAAUGACUGAUGAAGAAACUGCUGCUCAAAAUAAAUUGUUCGACCAAGCAACUAAAAAUGCUAGUAAUAAAACGAUCGCCAAAAAACGAAAAUUACAAGCAGAUCCCGACAUGAUCAAAUUUCACACAAGGCUAGCCGCAAUGAAUCUUCAUAACAACAGGAUAGGCCGAAAAGUUGUUCAGCAAUCCCAAGCAAUUACUUGUAAAUGCCAUGGAGUAUCUGGUUCUUGUAGUGUGAAAACAUGUUGGAAAGCUCUGGAAGCUUUAACAGUCACCGGUCAAAAGCUCUUGAGGAAAAUGGAUCAGGCUGUGGAAGUUGCUCCACGUCGAUUGGGCACAACUACUCAGUUAUCUGGUGUGGCACCUGUAGUCACAGCACCGAUGUCCAAUCAACUUAUUUUUUUGACAAAAAGUCCUGAUUAUUGUGAAGAAGAUUUAUCUGCAGGAAGUUUUGGUACCAAAGGAAGGACCUGUUCGGUGGGUGUUACAGGACUUAGUGUUGGCAGCUGCCACCAUUUGUGUUGUGGUCGUGGCUACAAUACGGUUGUUGAAGAGAAAAUAGAAAGAUGUCACUGUGUUUAUCAUUGGUGCUGCUACGUUAAAUGUAAAACUUGUAUAACUACCACCCAACGUCAAGAAUGUAAUUAAAUAAUAAAA